Mycotypha africana is the source of this 2060-nucleotide messenger RNA. RefSeq lists its product as uncharacterized. The coding region runs from base 483 to 1970 and encodes 495 amino acids. Lineage: Eukaryota; Fungi; Mucoromycota; Mucoromycetes; Mucorales; Mycotyphaceae. The record is from RefSeq and is a predicted model, not a curated record. The transcript has a single exon.
UUUCAAAGCAUUGAUCCCACAGAAUAUCAUUCAAUUCAUAACCCCGAUCUAUGGCACAGACAAAAAUUAUGUCAAUCAUACAAACUCUGACCAAUGUCAAAAGGGGUUGGAGGGAUCAAGCAGAAAAAACCAAGCUUUUAAUCGAAAAAUGUGACAGAACAGAAAAGAAAAUGCUGAUUCAGGGGAACAAAGAAAUGGGAAGUAAUGUUUGAAAUGAAGGUAUUUAAGGGUGCAAAGCUUCAAUUAAAAAUGUAACAGAUGAUAUGCCUGCUCGAAAUGUAAACUUAGGCUACAUCAGAAAUGGGGCAAAAACCUUAAAUAUAUGGCUUACAGGCCGCCUUACCCCCUUUGUAUGCAUGAAGCACUCUUCAGUUGGCAAUGCUCUAGAAACUGGAAUCACAUUAGUUUGAGUUCAAAAAUAUUCACAUUUGUAUUUAUGUUCCUUUUCUGAUCUUCGAAUCUCAAAUUCUUCCCAAUAAACAAUGAUAUCAACAACUGCUAUACCCAACGAUAUUCCUCGCAACAAUAAGUCCUCACCUCACAAUGCGACUACAAUUAAUCCUGAGCAUACUGAUGCACAGAAAAUUCAAGCUGCAUUGAUUGAAUCCUUCAGCCAAAUAUGUUCUGCUGGACAAAUGGAACUGUGUCAAAGGCUCGGCAUGCUAUCGAAAAAUGAGCAGCAACAAGCUUUCAAAAUGGCAAAAGCUCUUAUUGAAAACCGACAAAUGCCCGUUACCCUAGAGGAUUGGAAUGGCUUAACAGAAUGGGUGCUUCUACUACGUGAUCGCUACACCAUGCAAAUUGAGUUGCAAGCUAUUCGACAGUGUGAGAGUGAUGCAGAGCGUAUGACCUAUAUGGAAGAAGUUCAACGUUUGAGUCAUUGUCUAGAAGAUUAUGGACAAGCGCAUGAAGACCUUACUGAUCUUAUCCAAGCCCUCAAGAAAUUACGAAAUGAAUGGAAGCACAGAAACAAAGAUGUUGAGAAUAUUGUAUUAUCGAUCUUAUCCUCUUCACAAUUAAAGAACAGAAACUAUCGUGUUGUUAAAGUGACAAGGUCUCAACUAAGCACGCUUGGUUUAGGACUCAGUUCUAUUGGAAAAUAUUACAUCGUUUACGAAUCAACUAUGUCUGAUGAAGCAAAGAAGCAAGUACUGAACUGUAUUGCUAAUGACUUUAGCAUGGUCUUUCAAGAAAAUGCAGCUCAAAAUUUAGCAAGGAUGGCUGAUACCCAUCAUCAUAUUUUUAAGAAGGAAGAGGAGGUGGAUGUUUUAGAAGAAAUACAGAGACUCACGCACAAGGUUUAUAUAACUCGUCCAAAAUCUGUUGUAUUGCCCUACCCAACUAUUCUUCCCACUGCCAGUACCAGCUUCGCCGGGCAAAACUCUGUCGACACCAACACGCCUUUGAAUAAAAGAAAUUCUACAUUUCUGGAAAGAAGGAAAUCCAUCAUUAUUAUUGAUGAGGAUGGCGAUGAAAAGAAAAAUGAUGCCUUUGGAAAUAACAAUAGUGCUAACCCUCUAAAAACUCCUAUGGUUUUCAAUAUGGCAAAUCCUAUCUUUGAACCUGCUGGUUGGGAUUGGCCUCAUUUUCUUAAAUACAAAAUAUCGAGGACUAGAAGCAAUAACAACAGUAGCCAACCAAAUAGCAGCGCUUAUUGGUGUCGACAAAACUCAGCCAAUGCAAUAUCAGCAAGCAUUGACAGUGAAACGACAAAUGCUGCUCCUUCCGGUGUUUGGUGUACAUCAAUUAGCCGUCUAGCAGUACACUUCGGCAAAGUAGGUCAGGAUUAUUAUUCUAAUAUGCUCAAUAAUGCCCGUUUGAUGCAUUCUCAUCGAGCUCAAAUGUUCGAAUUUGCCUCCCACUCUUUGAUGAAAACAUAUCGCGCCUUACAACUAGAACAUGGUUGCGCUAAUUUAAGUCGAACCUUGGUUUUCCUAUAUAGACUUCAACAAGAGUCCGCUAGAGUUUAAUAACUCAUAAGCAUUCUUAUCAGCUAUCAACUUUUUCAGCUUACUAUUGCCUGAGAAACCCUUCUAGUAUUGAUACAAGUUCAAGUUUAA